GAAUCAUUUAACCAAAUCAAUCCAAUCUUACCAACUAACAUUUUUCCGCGCUUGAAGUGCCGUCGCAAAUCCACGCUCCUGGGUUCGUUGUGAACCCACAAGCAGGGUUCAUCGCAACGAACCCACGAGCUGGGUUCAUCGCGCGACGAACCCCCAGCUGGGUUCAUCGCGAAGGUAAGAAAGAAAAAAAGAAAAAAUCUCGUGGGUUCAUCGCGAAGGUAAGAAAAAAAAGAAAUAAAAAAAGAAAUAAAAGGCUGAAAGAAGGAGAGGAUGGGGGAAGAAAAUGAGGGUAUAUUGGUAAUUAAAAAUAAAAAAUUUCGCCAUGUCAUCAAGUUUUGCCAAAUGGAUUUUACACGUAAUUUAACCUUUAAAAGGGUGGUCUAGCAAUCCAGGAGACCCUAAGCCACGUCUUAUCUCCUGAAUUUGCUGGUAUACAGUAAUACAGACACGAUAAGAUAGCCACUCCUAACUUCCAACAAUGGCUACCCGCAUCAUUUCUCCGUCAUCCCUAACGCUACCGUGCGCCAAACCCAUAGACCCAGUUCGUCCCCAAGAUCGUACUCCCUCCCUUCUCUCUUUCAAACCCAACAAAUCCAAUUUCUCUCUCUGCCCACUGCUUCUCAAGAGCUGUAGAGUGAGGAGUAUAUUUCCUUAUAGGGGGCUCACCCAUGUGGCUGCAGUGGCUGCAGAUACCGAGGUAACUGAGGAUGUGGAGGCGAAGGGAGGGGAUGGUGAUGCUGCCGCAGCUACAGCCAUUACUCCGCCCAAGCCCAAGAAAGGGAAAGCUGCCUUGCCUCUUAAAAGAGACAGGACGAGGUCUAAGAGGUUCCUGGAAAUUCAAAAAUUGAGGGAAAACAAGAAAGAGUAUGAUCCAAAGACAGCAAUAUCUUUGCUAAAGCAAAUGGCAAAUGCUAGAUUUGUUGAGUCUAUGGAAGCACAUUUUCGUCUUAACAUUGAUCCCAAGUAUAAUGAUCAACAGCUAAGAGCAACAGUGAUUUUGCCCAAGGGAACUGGGCAAACUGUUAAGGUGGCUGUGCUUGCUCAAGGUGAAAAGGUUGAGGAAGCAAAAAAUGCUGGAGCAGACAUUGUUGGUGGUGAGGAUUUGAUUGAACAGAUAAAAGGAGGAUUCAUGGAAUUUGACAAGUUAAUUGCUUCCCCCGAUAUGAUGGUUAAGGUGGCAAGCCUAGGAAGGAUUCUAGGACCACGAGGGCUCAUGCCAAAUCCAAAAGCCGGCACUGUUACACCAAACAUUGCUCAGGCUGUAGAAGAAUUCAAAAAGGGGAAAGUUGAAUACAGAGCUGAUAAAACUGGGAUUGUUCACAUACCUUUUGGGAAAGUUGAUUUCCCUGAAGAAGACCUGCUUGCCAACUUCCUUGCUACUGUGAAAUCAAUUGAGGCUAACAAGCCAAAAGGUGCAAAAGGAGUUUACUGGAAAAGUGCACACACGUGCACGUCAAUGGGGCCUUCCAUUCGCUUAAACUUGAAGGAGAUGCUAGAUUACAAGCUUCCAGUAAAUGAUUGACUGACGAAUAUGGCUAACACCUGUGUUUGUCUCAAACUUUUCAAUCAACCCUUUUAGGUUCUCUGCCCGGAGCUUCCACACAGUUUCUUGAAUGUUGUGAGAUUGUAAGGGAACAAGGCACAGUCAUAGUUAGACUGAGAUUCAGCAAAAUAAUGCAUGUUGGAUAUCAAUUUGUACAAAGUCUCGAACAAGGAUGUAUUGUCAAAUUAUGACCAAUGUUAUCAAUUUUAUUACCAUAUUUCUUAAAUUCUCACCUGCGUGAUGUUUGAUUG
Messenger RNA from Rubroshorea leprosula, 1794 nucleotides. The record is from the annotation of a GenBank genome assembly. Lineage: Eukaryota; Viridiplantae; Streptophyta; Magnoliopsida; Malvales; Dipterocarpaceae.